CUACUGAAAAAUUGCCGAUGCCUUUCUCUCCUCUUUCUCUCUCUAAGUUAUUCUCUCUCUCAUGUCUUGAUCCAUUUCACCCUUUUCUCUCUCUAAAUAGAUAAGCGAGCACCCCAUUAAACCAGCCACUAUGUCCUGAUAGAUAACCCAUUCAGCGUUCUCUCUCCUCCCCCAUCUCUCUUUCUCUCUCUAAUUUUUUGUUCUCUCUCUUCUCUUUUUAAGUUCUGGGCUACUCCCAUUGGCAAUCUCUUAUUUCUUUAUCUCUCUCUCUCUGUAAAUGAAUCUUAUGCGAUUUAGAAUUGGGGCACAAUAAUUUAAUCCCUAGGUGCUGAUUUAGGAUCGAAUGGUGAGAAAACCCCCUUAAAUUCAAGCUCUGUGAGCUUGAGGAGGGUUCUGUUGUUUUUGUAUCUCUAUUGUUUGUAUUGGGUUUUCACAGAGACAUGGAAAGUUUAGAGAGUGAAGGUGGUUCAGACCACCAAAGGGUUUCGAAAGAUUUUGCUCAGGGUUCCUCUGCAAGUACUCGCUUUGAUGCUGCGCAGUAUGCAUUUUUUGGUAAGGAUGUCACAGAGGAAGUUGAGUUGGGAGGCUUGGAAGAUGAUGAUCACCUUGCAUUGGUUGGGUUUGAUGAUGAGGAGUAUAAAAUGUCUUCAAUUGGGGAUACAGAAGAGCUGGAUGGAUUAGAUCUCAUAGCUGAAGUUGAUGACCUUGCAAGCACCUUUAUGAAGUUAAACACCGGUGUUGGCGAACCAAAGAGUUCAAAUAUUAGUGAGAGAGGCUUUUUGUCAAGAGAAAGUUCCGCCACCGCUGAUUGGAACCAAGAUGCCGACUUUCCCAACUGGUAUGACCAACCGAUACUCGAUACUGAUAAUGUGCAACAAGAAGGCAAGAGGUGGUGGUCCCAACCCCAACCCUCUUCUGCCCGCCCCUCUGACCCCAAGCCACUGUAUAGAACAUCAUCUUAUCCCCAACAACAGCCUCACUGGUCGAGUGACCCCAUUGUGCCAAAGUCCUCGUUUAGCUCUUACCCACCCCCUGGCGGCCGGUCCCACUCUUCCCCUAACCAAUUACGCCAUCCCAAUAUGCCCUCACCCUCACCUCCUGGGCCCCACCUUCCUUUUUCCUCAAAAUCCACUGCACCACCCCCUUUCCCGACCCCCCAACUUCACCUUACCCCUCAAAACCUUCAUUACAUAGCAAAUAUGUCAAAUAUCCACCCACCACAAUUUGCCCCUUCAAGCCUUUCUUUAAACAACCGGCCCCAACUGAGCCAUUGGAUGAACCAGCCAGGCCAUGGUGGGCUCUUGCCAAGCAUGAUGCAGCAGCCACCACUGGCUCAGGCAAAUGGAUUGAUGCAACAGGCUCAGUUUUUGCAGCAACAACAAAGGAUACAUUCGAUACAAGCUGUCAUGACCCAUUUGCAAGGCAUAAACCCACAGCUCUUUAGCCCACAUUCUCAACAAUCCCACAUGAUGAUGAGCAAGUUUGAACCGCCUAUUGGGGCCAUGGACCAGGGUGGUAGGUCCAAGGCCACCCAGCGAUCAAGAAGAGGCGGGUAUGUUCAAGACCAAAAUAGCCAGAGGAAUGAAAAUAAUAGCAAUGGUUGGCCUCAAUUUCGGUCCAAGUAUAUGUCAGCUGAUGAGAUAGAAAGCAUACUUCGAAUGCAACAUGCUGCUACCCAUAGUAGCGAUCCAUAUGUCGAUGACUAUUAUCACCAAGCUUGCUUAUCCAAGAGCUCAGCUGGGGCCCGCCUCAAGCACCAUUUUUGCCCCUCAUUUCUCCGAGAUUUACCCCCUCGUGCCCGUGCCAACAAUGAGCCCCAUGCCUAUCUCCAAGUUGAUGCUCUAGGACGAGUCCCCUUUUCAUCAAUAAGACGGCCCCGCCCCUUACUUGAAGUGGACCCACCUGAGGCCUCGCCUGAUGGACCUGGAGGACUUGGGCCUAAGCCUGCUGAGAAGCCCCUCGAGCAAGAGCCCAUGUUAGCUGCGAGAAUAGCCGUUGAAGAUGGCCUCUGUCUCUUGCUUGAUGUUGAUGAUAUUGAUAGGCUUUUGCAAUUUAGCCAGCCCCAAGAUGGCGGGGUUCAACUUCGUCGACGCCGACAAGCCUUGCUCGAGGGUCUUGCUGCCUCCCUUCAACUUGUGGAUCCACUCGGGCCCGCAAAGGGGCCCUCGGGCCUAACCCCAAAGGAUGAUCUGGUCUUUUUACGCAUUGUCUCUCUCCCCAAAGGCCGGAAGCUUCUGACCCAUUACCUCCAAUUGCUAUCACCAGGGAGUGAGCUGACACGCAUAGUUGCAAUGGCCAUUUUUAGGCACCUUCGGUUCCUUUUUGGUGGAUUACCAUCUGACCCUGACUCUGUGGAAACCACCAUGAACCUAGCCCUCACUGUAUCUGUUUGCGCCCACGGCAUGGACCUGGGCUCACUAAGUGCUUGCUUGGCUGCUGUUGCAUGUUCAAAUGAGCACCCACCUUUGCGCCCGCUUGGUAGCUCAGCAGGUGAUGGAGCCUCAGUUGUGGUCAAGGCAGUGCUAGACCGAGCCACUGAGCUCCUCAUGGACCCACAUGGCUCGUAUAGCAUGCCUAAUCGAACCUUAUGGCAAGCGUCAUUUGAUGCCUUCUUUGGUCUGCUUACAAAGUAUUGUUUUAGCAAAUACGAGAGUAUUAUCCAGGCUGUGGUGAGUGGUCCUGGUGGGCCUGGGCCCAUUGGGGCGCGUGAGGUGGCUAGGGCAGUUGCGAGAGAGAUGCCGGUUGAGCUUUUGCGGGCAAGCCUGCCUCAUACAAGUGAAGCUCAGAGGAAGGUUUUGGUGGAAUUCUCGCAGAGGUCGAUGUCAGGGCUCACAGGCCCAGGGGGGCAGGAGAUGGGGCCUGGUUAGGCCCCCCAACACAUUGUAGGGGUCCAAGCUUUCUACAGUUUUGAAUGUGGGUCCCAGUUUUUUAAGGUGUCGCAUGUGGGUCCCUGCUCUCUAGGGUUUCUUUACCCUUUUGAGUUCAUGGCAUAGUGGGGGGCAGUGGCCUGUGUUGGAGAUGCAUGUUUUUUAUGUCUGAUGAUGGCAAUUGAAGGAUGCUAAGGUAAACUUACCGUGAAACCUUCCUUUCUUUUCCUCUUUAUUUCUUUGAACUAUCUUGUUACUCCUUAUUUGGUUCUCCCCUUUUGGGGGGGUCUGUAGUACCUUCUAUGUAGUUUUUCUUUUCUUUUCUUCUUUUGGAAUUUUUGGGAACUUUUAAGUGGGCCUGCUAAUGUGUAAGAUUUGAGGGUUCUUUUCUCUCAAAAGUUUGAUGGUGUGGGUGGAGGAACUUUUUAAGGAUGGAGUUUCCUUAUUCAUUAUGGGAGCUGAAUUUUGGUGCUCCAGAAUGGGACUCCGAAAUCCAAAGCGUGAAAUAGGGGUAGACGAAAAUGGUUGUACAUGGGUGUAGCUAGUAAUCUAGGAGGGAAAUCAUGUUUCAAUAGAAGGGGAUAUUUUCUUCAUUCCUGUUUCUUUAACCUCUCUCUCUCCAUCUCACAAGUUCUGUUACAAGGCAUUGGACAUGAAGACAAUGGUGUUGUGGAAACAUAGCUGCUUGUCAUUGAAUGGAAGUAUGUUAUAUUUUGUUCUCA
Amborella trichopoda is the source of this 3589-nucleotide messenger RNA. Its product is annotated as topoisomerase II-associated protein. NCBI's taxonomy places the organism in Eukaryota, Viridiplantae, Streptophyta, Magnoliopsida, Amborellales, Amborellaceae. Gene Ontology annotation, biological process: P-body assembly; deadenylation-dependent decapping of nuclear-transcribed mRNA. The record is from RefSeq and is a predicted model, not a curated record. Gene Ontology annotation, molecular function: RNA binding. Gene Ontology annotation, cellular component: P-body.